AGGUGGUUUCUGUCUUAUCCGGAGAGAGGAGAGGAAAAAAAAAAAAAUCUCCCAACAUUGAUAUUUACACACACACACACGCCACACUUAAUUCCGAACCAUAAAUAUUUAUGACAAAAACACGGAUCAUCGGGAACGGUCGCUGACGUUUUAUACAAAAAAAACACGCAAAAAAGUGGCACAUACUUCCCCCUUGCCUCUAGUUCCCUGCCUUGUUUUUUUUUUGACGUUGUUGCGGUGAGCGCUCCCAAAACACUGAUGUUGUAGAACAAGCGAAAAGAAUCUCGUUGUGUUUCAGUGCUUGUUAGGAUUUGGAUGGGGAGAUGUUGAAGUACUGAGGAAAUACUUGAAUGCAGUCAAGCUCUUCUGAAACACUGGGGUUGUUGGUGUGGCUGAAUUUUUCCUGGAUCUGAGUGGUAAAUUCAGAAGACUGAAGCCCAGGCUCACUGUCUACCUUUCACGGAGGCCCAGCCGUGAGAGGACGGAGGAAGGCACGUGGCGAAUCAUGACGGCCGACAAGGAGAAGGAGAAGGACAGGGACCGGGACAGGGACAGGGACCGGGACAAGCGGGACAAGGCGCGGGAGAACGAGAGCUCCCGGCCGCGCCGCAGCUGCACGCUGGAGGGCGGCGCCAGGAACUACGCCGAGAGCGACCACAGCGACGACGAGGACAACGACAACGCCAGCGCCACCACCGAGGAGUCCACCAAGAAGAGCAAGAAGAAGCCGCCCAAGAAGAAGUCCCAGUACGAGCGCACGGAGAACGGAGAGAUCACCUCCUUCAUCACAGAGGACGACGUCGUCUACAGGCCUGGCGAUUGUGUGUAUAUUGAGAGCCGGCGUCCCAACACUCCCUACUUCAUCUGCAGCAUUCAAGAUUUCAAACUGAGUAAACGGGACCAUCUGCUGAUGAGUGUGAAAUGGUACUACCGCCAGUCUGAAGUGCCGGAUUCCGUGUACCAACACCUGGUCCAGGAUCGCAACAAUGAAAACGACUCUGGCCGGGAGCUCGUCAUCACCGACCCUGUCGUCAAGAGCAGAGAGCUCUUCAUUUCGGAUUACGUGGACACGUACCAUGCUGCCGCUCUGAGAGGAAAAUGCCAUAUUUCCCAUUUUUCUGACAUUUUUGCUGCGAGAGAGUUCAAAGCCCGUAUCGACUCAUUUUUCUACAUACUUGGCUACAAUCCAGAGACCAGGCGACUAAACAGCACGCAGGGGGAGAUCCGCGUUGGGCCCAGUCACCAGGCCAAACUCCCAGAGCUGCAGCCCUUCCCCUCUCCGGACGGGCAGACGGUGACGGAGAACGAGGAGCUGGUUUGGAUGCCAGGGGUCAACGACUGUGACCUCCUGAUGUACCUGCGGGCAGCCAGGAGCAUGGCUGCCUUUGCUGGGAUGUGUGAUGGAGGAUCUACAGAAGAUGGAUGCUUAGCUGCUUCUCGUGAUGACACUACACUUAAUGCAUUAAACACUCUUCACGAGAGCAACUACGACGCGGGGAAGGCGCUGCAGAGGCUGGUGAAGAAGCCCGUGCCCAAGCUCAUCGAGAAGUGCUGGUCGGAGGAUGAAGUGAAGCGGUUCAUCAAGGGUCUGAGGCAGUACGGCAAGAACUUCUUCAGGAUCCGCAAGGACCUGCUGCCCAGCAAGGAGACGGGCGAGUUGAUAACGUUUUAUUACUACUGGAAGAAGACCCCCGAGGCCGCCAGCUCGCGGGCCCACCGCAGACAUCGCCGGCAGCCCGUCUUCCGCCGGAUCAAGACGCGCACCGCCUCCACGCCCGUCAACACCCCCUCCAGACCGCCCUCCAGCGAGUUCUUGGACCUCAGUUCUGCGAGCGAGGAUGACUUCGACAGCGAAGACAGCGAGCAGGAGUUGAAAGGCUACGCCUGCCGUCAUUGUUUCACAACCACAUCCAAGGACUGGCACCACGGCGGGCGGGAGAACAUCUUGCUGUGCACGGACUGCCGGAUCCACUUCAAGAAGUACGGGGAGCUGCCGCCCAUCGAGAAGCCCGUCGACCCUCCGCCUUUUAUGUUCAAACCCGUCAAAGAGGAAGACGAUGGACUUAGCGGCAAGCAUAGCAUGAGGACCCGACGGAACAGAGGCUCGAUGUCGACGCUCCGGAGUGGCCGUAAAAAGCAGACAGCCAGCCCUGAUGGCAGAGCCUCGCCCCCCAACGAGGACAUGCGCUCCAGUGGGCGAGCCUCCCCCAGCGCCGCCAGCACCUCCAGCACCGACAGCAAGGCGGACUCCAUGAAGAAGCCCAGCAAGAAGAUGAAAGAAGAGGUGCCCUCGCCACUGAAGAGUGCCAAACGACAGAGGGAGAAAGUGGCGUCUGACACCGAGGAGCCAGAGAGGUCGACCACAAAGAAAUCAAAAACUCAGGAGAUGAGCCGGCCUGACUCCCCGUCCGAGUGCGAGGGGGAGGGCGAGGGGGAGAGCUCGGACAGCCGCAGCGUCAACGACGAGGGCAGCAGCGACCCCAAGGACAUCGACCAGGACAACCGCAGCUCCUCCCCCAGCAUUCCCAGCCCCCGGGACAACGAGAGCGACUCCGACUCUUCGGCCCAGCAGCAGGUGCUGCAGGCGCAGCCCCUGCCCCCCUCCGUCGGCGCGUCCUGCCCCGGGCCCCCGGGGGGGCCGCCCAUUCAGAUCAAGGAGGAGCCCCUGGAUGAGACGGAGGAGCCCGAGAGCCCCCCCCCGCCCCAAAGGAGCCCGUCUCCCGAGCCCACCGUGGUCAACACGCCCAGCCACGCCAGCCAGUCGGCAAGGUUCUACAAGCACCUGGACCGGGGGUACAACUCCUGCGCCCGGUCAGACCUGUACUUCACGCCCCUGGCGGCAUCCAAGCUGGCGAAGAAGAGGGAGGAGGCGCUGGAGCGGGCGAAGCGGGAGGCGGAGCAGAAGGCCCGGGAGGAGAAGGAGAAGGAGCGGGAGAAGGAGAAGGAGCGCGAGAGGGAGCGCGAGAGGGAGAGGGAGGUGGAGAGAGCUGCCAAGGCCUCCAGCUCUUCCCACGAGGGCCGGAUGGGCGACGCCCCCAUGGCCGGUCCGGCCCACCUGCGGCCGCCCUUCGAGCCGCCGCCCACGACCAUCGCCGCCGUGCCGCCCUACAUCGGCCCCGACACGCCCGCGCUGCGCACGCUCAGCGAGUACGCCCGGCCCCACGUCAUGUCGCCCACCAACCGCAACCACCCCUUCUUCGUGUCGCUCAACCCCGCCGACCCCCUCCUCGCCUACCACAUGCCCGGCCUCUACAACGCGGACCCCGGCAUGCGCGAGCGGGAGCUGCGCGAGCGCGAGAUCCGGGAGCGCGAGAUCCGGGAGCGCGAGCUGCGCGAGAGGAUGAAGCCCGGGUUCGAGGUCAAGCCCCCCGAGCUGGACAGUCUGCACCCCGCCGCCAACCCCAUGGAGCACUUUGCCCGGCACGGGGCCAUCACCCUCCCCCCCAUGGCGGGUCCGCACCCCUUCGCCUCCUUCCACCCGGGCUUGAACCCUCUGGAGAGGGAGAGACUGGCGCUGGCCGGCCCCCAGCUGCGGCCGGAGAUGAGCUACCCCGACAGACUGGCGGCCGAGAGGCUGCACGCCGAGCGCAUGGCCUCCGUGGCCAACGACCCCAUCGCCCGGUUGCAGAUGUUCAACGUCACCCCCCACCACCACCAGCACUCGCACAUCCACUCGCACCUGCACCUGCACCAGCAGGACCCGCUGCAUCAAGGUGAGGGCACUGACUCCCCAGCACGGAUCAGAGCGGGAAAGCAGCACAUGGUUCAGAAAUGUGGGACCUGCUCCCCCAUAACCAGGCACUUUGAGGGUUCUGGUGCUCACCCCCUGGUGGACCCCCUGGCAGCAGGACCCCACCUGGCCCGCUUCCCCUACCCUCCCGGAACCAUCCCCAACCCGCUGCUGGGGCAGCCUCCCCACGAGCAUGAGAUGCUCCGGCAUCCUGUGUUUGGCACCCCGUAUCCCCGAGACCUGCCGGGAGCGCUGCCGCCCCCCAUGUCUGCGGCCCACCAGCUGCAGGCCAUGCAUGCCCAGUCCGCGGAGCUGCAGAGGCUGGCCAUGGAGCAGCAGUGGCUCCACGGCCACCACCACGUGCACGGGGGGCCCCUGCCCGGCCAGGAGGACUACUACAGCCGCCUGAAGAAAGAAAGUGACAAGCAGCUGUAAUCGGCGAGGGAAGGCGGUGCCGUGAGUGUGGGACACACCUUUAUGGACAAGGUUCUGUGGAAGGAUCUCCAGUCAAUAUCCUAUGAACAAUUUAAAUUAAGAAGAAAAAAAAAAGAUUGACAGAUCUUCUGAAGAUUUUUUGAUCUUUUUUCGGUUUUUUAUUUUUUUUUAACAGAAACAGGACUUUAUUUCAUAUACGAUAUUCAUUGAGUAAAGACACUUUCUCAAGACUGGUUGCGACUCCCUGCAUGACGAUAUUUGGAGAACCUCCUGGCAGUUCUUGUAGGUGCUAGAAUACAAGUCACUUUGUCACUGUGCUUAACGAAAGAAAAAAAUAAAAAAGCAGUUAGGCAGUAUAUCCUAAAUCUUCAAGUGCUAUCUAAAAUUCAACAGUUAUUUUAAUACAUUGUAGGAAGUUUUUCAUAAUUUUAAAGAGAGCUCAAUUCUGCAGCAUGGCUUUUUUUGAGUCUGUAAAUAAAAAUAUAAAUAUAUAUUAUUAUUAUUGUUAUUAUUAUUAGGUGUGGACUCCUAACCAAGGUGUUAGACCUCAAAUAUUAUUGUUCUAAAGCAUUAUCCCUUUGUUUCAAAGGGGAGCACGAUGGCAUUAUUUCAGCAGGAAAAAUGGUUUCUGAAGCUGUUGGUGUGCAGUAGAGGGUUACAGGCAUAACGGUACAGUACGUCUUGAUCAACAACUCUGUAAAUUAUUUUUUAAAUUGUUUUCCUGUCAUCCUUAAAGACGUCAUGCUUUGCAGUCAAAAAUGCAGGUUUUUUUCCAUUGUACAUGACUGCCAUCCUUUGUAUUCAUUUCCAAACAACCCAAGCACAUGUUCAUGUCUUCUUUUACAUCUUUAACGUUCUGUGAGAGUCGAGGAGGGCAGGUUUCCAGCUGGAACUCGCUCCGAGAGGCUCAUGGGAAGGUUGUCAGGAGGGGUGAAUUGCACUGACAGGCCACGCAGUCUGUGGUUCGGAUCUUUAUGAAGUGGUCAUAGACGGAAUGCAGAAUUGGGUUUACAAAAAGAAAAUGCACUUUUAAAUUGUCUGCGAUUUGAUACCUUGCUUGGAGAUAUUCCCAGUACCAAAGUUGUUUUUUUUAAAAAAAGAAAUCCAUCAGAUUAUUUAGGUUAUUAAUAGGUUAUUUUAAGGAAAGGAGCAAAGAAUUAUUUUUAAGGCUAGUCAUCCUUCAGUCCCUUUUCAGCGAGGGAGAAGGUGAGUAGUGGAAUGUGAAGUCAAGAUCUCUUCACAAAGCAGAUCCAUUACAACUUAACUUCAUUUCAGUCUGUCGGCUUUGGUCUCAUGGCAUUUCUUUGUGUUGUACUGUGAUUCUUUAAAGACUACGGUGAGGACCUUUUCUUUCCUAGAAGUAGGUUUUAAUCCCCUCUGGGUGUCCCCAGCUCCAGGGUUCCCCCCAGAAGAGCCCCUCGGGCACCCUGCUGGCUGGUGGGAGGGGCAGUGAUGAUGUGGGCGGUUGAGUGAAUGUAGGCUCAGUGGAUCAGCGGGGGCGGCAGCAUGGGCUGGCGGAGAGACUCGAGUCUCGGGUUUGUGGGUCUGGGGGCCUGAGAGUUCCCGAGGCGCAGGGCUGACCAGGGCUCUCGCGUCUUCGGAGUCGAGGGCUUUAUUUGCCGUUGUAGGCUUCUUAGGUUUCAGUGUGAUCGCUUUCACGUGACUUAACGUCAGAACGUGUAGAAUAAUUCAUGGGCCGUUGCCCUGUUUUUUGUUUUGUUUUGUUCCCGUUCCAGUUGUUCGUUUUUGAGCCCCUCUGGGUGAUUUUCAUGAACAUCAGAAAUGUUUAUUAACCCCCAAGGGAAUUGUGUGCAUCUCUGACUUCCUCAGUGGAAAAGACCAACCCGAAGGUCGUUCUUGAGUCAGUCUGAACACUACCUAGAUUCUUGAAAGACCUGGGCAAGAGAUGCACGCCCGUCUGAUUUUUACGUUUUACAACUAUUUUUCCUCACAGAAUGGAGAAGCUGUGAGUUGAUGAGCGCUACAUCCUGAAUUUUACAUGGCCACUUCCCUGUCACUGUGUCCAGUACCAUGAAUUGGCAUCAGAUUUCAGUUCGUUUUUUUUUUUGCUUCCGUGUAUCAAACCUAUGAUGUUAAGUGUUGUCAAUGGUUUAGCUUCUUGUUUCAAACUGGCAAUAGCAGAAUGUAAAUUCUGACUGCUAAAUUUAUAUAUAUAAUGGUAUCUUGAAGCUUAUUGUAUAUAUGAGUAGUUUGCCAUGGGAUAACACAAUGUAAACAAAGUAGAAACAAUUAAAACAAUUGUGAGUCCUGUGUUUUCUCCAUUUGAGUAUUUUGUAAUUUUUUUGAAAAAUUUGUGGAAUUAAAAAUAAACUUAAGUUACACCACAGCACA
This is a messenger RNA of Lepisosteus oculatus (spotted gar), 6517 nucleotides long. The record is from RefSeq and is a predicted model, not a curated record. NCBI's taxonomy places the organism in Eukaryota, Metazoa, Chordata, Actinopteri, Semionotiformes, Lepisosteidae.